Vicia villosa (hairy vetch) is the source of this 1281-nucleotide messenger RNA. RefSeq lists its product as uncharacterized. The record is from RefSeq and is a predicted model, not a curated record. The transcript has a single exon. Lineage: Eukaryota; Viridiplantae; Streptophyta; Magnoliopsida; Fabales; Fabaceae. Bases 1 to 1281 code for a protein of 426 amino acids.
AUGGAGGUCCACGACCUCUUUCCGGAAACCAGAGUCAAAUCUGUUUCUGGUCCUUCGUGUGCCAAGCAAUCUUCCCCUCUUCAAGCUCCUUCCAAUUCGGGAACGAAGCCCCAAAAUUCCAAAUCUUUUGCUCAGAUUCUAAAAGGUGUUUGCAACAUUCCUCUAUCACAACUUCCAAAUCCGGUCAUAAAAGGUGACCGUCCCUCCAUUACUAUCCCCGAGGAAGAAUAUGAAGCUGGUAUUGCAGAAUGUAAAAACAACCUCCAUGGCAGAGUCCUCUGGCCAAAGGGUUCGACUCCGCUAACAGUGCUUGCUCUCAAAGAAAAGUUAUCUCUUCUCUGGCCGGAUGUACAGAACUGGGGAGUGCUGUCUUUGGGUAAAGGCUACUACGAAUUUACUUUUGCUAACACCGAAGACAUGAGAAGGGUUCGUGCCUCUGGGGCCAUCAGCUUACACCCUGGGUCGCUAAAGCUUUUUGCUUGGACCAAAGAUUUCAAUCCGUCUCUGCAGAGCAACACUUCGGCACAGGUUUGGGUCAGGUUCUUUGGGCUAUCGCAGGAGUAUUGGAGACCGAGAAUUCUUUUCGCUAUUGCCAGCUGUGUAGGUACACCCAUUUGCAUCGAUGCAGCGUCCUCCAAAUCGAGAAUGGAUCGUACUUUUGGUCAAUAUGUUCGUGUUCUCAUAGACAUGGAUCUCACAAAGCCUCUGAACCACAACGUACUAGUAGAACGGACAGGUUUCGCUUUUUUUGCUGAUAUUGAGUACGAAAAUCUCCCUCAUUUUUGUGAGCACUGCAGAAAGAUAGGUCAUGCUAUGCACGACUGCAAGAUGCUACAGAAACAUGUCGCUCCUCAGGUUCCUAAGGCAAAGGCUACUUAUGUUCAGAAAACUCAGGCUACUGAGGCGGUGGCCGUUGUGAGCAACACUGCUGAUGAGGAGGUGAUGCCACAUGAUGGUACUCUGGUUACUCCCGUGGCUCCUAUUCUGGUAACAAACCCAUUGAAUUUCAUUUCUCAACCACCUGGUGAUUCAGAAACACAACUUUCAGAGUUUGUAGGUCCUACCCAAAUAGAUGUGGAUAGAGGGAAAGCUGUUCAGAAAGAGAAUGCUAUUUUACUCCAUAAUUCUUGGGCUGAUAUUGCUGACCUUGAGGAAGAACGAGUGCUCAAUGACGGGGCUUUUACAAACGCGGUUUCCAUCCUAAAGAAGAAACAAGCAGCCAGAAAUAAAUCGAAAUCCCUUUCAAGGUCUCAAGCAGGACCAGUCCUGUCUUUCCCAUGA